This is a messenger RNA of Ceratitis capitata (Mediterranean fruit fly), 871 nucleotides long. RefSeq lists its product as hypothetical. The transcript has 2 exons. The coding region runs from base 401 to 730 and encodes 109 amino acids. The record is from RefSeq and is a predicted model, not a curated record. Lineage: Eukaryota; Metazoa; Arthropoda; Insecta; Diptera; Tephritidae.
GCUAUGCGAGAGAUAUGCAAGAUAUAAUAUAAGGGAAAUAAAGAAAAAAAUCAAAAUUAGUAGUAAAUUAAGGAAAAUUAGCAAUUUUAGGGAGUGCGAAUAAUGCUUAAAAAUAAUAAAAAAAAUUAAAUAAUUAAAUAUAAUAAUCUGAGUGCUGUGAGAGUUUUAAAGGAAAAAAAUAAAAACGUGUUAAAUGAGUUGAUAUUCUUUCUGGAGAAUAACAAUAACAAUAAAAAACAGUUUACGAAAGCGUUUCAUGUAAAUAAAAUUUGGGCAACUAGAAAGAAAAACAAAGUUGAUUAGUUUUAAACAAUUCAAACUGCGAGUAAAAUUUAAUAAGUGAUCAACUGAAGUUUUCCGCUACAAACACCCAAAUAUACUACCUUUAAGACUAAACAAAAUGGAUGGCUAUCAGGAUAUGAGCGAAUUGGAAAAAUCGGUCGCUCAUGCGGGCACUCAACUCUAUACAGUGGCACACAAAUUGCACGAAGUUGAAACGACAUUGGAUCACACUAGCAACCUGGAUGAUGUUGAUGGCGUUUGUGUUAUGGAAUUACUUGAGUCCAUGGAGGAGGUCAAGGCGGAAUAUCAUCACUUGGUACAGAAUUUACGUGAAGUGCAUCAGUUGCAGCGUGACGUCACCACAUCGAUACGCUUUCAAAUGCGUAGCAUGCAGCAGACCUUCGAAUCGUUGAAGAAACGUAUUGAAUUGCGUGUCACUCAAAAUUAGAAAAAAAAAUAUGAAGAAGCUGAUACUGAAGGUUGUAAUGUACUUACGUUUAGUUUGCUGGCUGGUAGCUGCGAAAAUACGUAAGAUGGAAAAUUUUGUGCAUACUCGUAUUUGAUUUUAAUUCAUGGUAUGAAUUUAUAU